AUGCAAGUGCCCGAGCAUUCCGCGGGAGGUUUCGGACCGCUGGAGCGUUCAAAUCCAGCGGCAUAUCGAAAUGAGCAUCCCAUCCAUCCAUUGCGUCGGGAAGAAAGGCUCCAGCUAGAAUUGACCGAGGCGCCAGCGUCUCCCGCCUUUCCAUCGCAUCAAGACCAUAGUAUCGACAUUAGAUCAGGCCAAGAAACCUCCAGCAUCGUGCAGGGUGUGGAUGAGUCGGACAAUGCAUUUUACGACAGACUGGCUUACCAUCAUGCUCCUCAGCUGAAAAACCAAGCUUCGACGGAUCUCACUGUUUCCGAAGGUCGGACGCAAACACACGCCAUUGCGAUCCCCGCCCGCACAAGUGUUCAAACCCAAAGUCGGGGAGUGAGCGUUAAUACCUGUCGUUGGUUGAUAGCAGGUGGCGUUACGCUGGGAAUUGUUGUCAUUGUGGUUUUAGCAUUCCUCUGGGACCACUUUGUAGGAGGUUCUGAUGAUGGUGGAACUGCAGUUGUGUAUUCUGGAGGUAGCUCAGGAUACCGUGGUCGGGGCAAAAUAGGGUAG
Messenger RNA from Puccinia triticina, 555 nucleotides. RefSeq lists its product as uncharacterized. Bases 1 to 555 code for a protein of 184 amino acids. NCBI's taxonomy places the organism in Eukaryota, Fungi, Basidiomycota, Pucciniomycetes, Pucciniales, Pucciniaceae. The record is from RefSeq and is a predicted model, not a curated record. The transcript has 2 exons.